Drosophila nasuta is the source of this 1003-nucleotide messenger RNA. It is a transcript of the gene Prosbeta2, whose product is annotated as Proteasome beta2 subunit. Gene Ontology annotation, molecular function: threonine-type endopeptidase activity. The record is from RefSeq and is a predicted model, not a curated record. Lineage: Eukaryota; Metazoa; Arthropoda; Insecta; Diptera; Drosophilidae. The transcript has 3 exons. Bases 97 to 915 code for a protein of 272 amino acids. Gene Ontology annotation, cellular component: cytoplasm; proteasome core complex.
CUGAUGUUAUCGAUAAAGAUUCAACAAUUUCUGCCCGUCAUUCGCAUUGUCAUUCCGCUAAAGUUUUUUGCUGCAGCAUUUUUUAAAUAAAUAAUAAUGUAUUUGGAUAGUGCUCGUGACGUGCCCCCAGCAGGCUUCAACUUCGACAAUUGUCGCCGCAACGCCGCCUUGUUGCAGGGAGGCUUCAAGCCGCCGACAACCACAAAAACUGGUACAACUAUUGUUGGUAUUGUUUAUAAGGAUGGUGUUAUCCUAGGUGCGGAUACCCGUGCCACCGAGGGACCCAUUGUAUCCGACAAAAACUGCGCCAAGAUUCAUUAUCUGGCCGACAAUAUUUACUGUUGUGGUGCUGGCACUGCUGCUGAUACUGAAACGACCACGGAUUUAAUUUCAUCGCAGCUGGAGCUGCAUCGCCUCAACACAGAGCGCCAAGUGCCCGUUGUGGCCGCCAACAACAUGCUGAAGCAAAUGUUGUUCCGCUAUCAGGGACACAUUAGCGCUGCUCUAGUCUUGGGCGGAGUUGACAAGUUUGGCGCACACAUUUAUUGCAUUCAUCCCCAUGGCAGUGCUGACAAAUUGCCAUACGCCACCAUGGGCUCAGGCUCUUUGGCUGCUAUGGCUGUGUUUGAAAGUCGCUGGAAACCCGAUCUAACCGAGGAGGAGGGCAAAUUGCUGGUGCGUGAUGCUAUUGCAUCGGGUAUUUUCAACGAUUUGGGCUCUGGUUCCAAUGUGGAUUUGUGCGUCAUACGCAAGGAUAGCACCGAAUAUCUGCGCAACUAUGAAUUGGCCAACAAGAAGGGCGAACGUCAGCUCAAUUACAGUUUCAAGAAGGGCAGCACACCGUUGUUGCACACCACCAUCAAGGACUUGCAGAUCACCGAGCGUGUGCACGCUGUGCCUAUGGAGAUCUCUUAACUUGGGCUGGCUUAGAUUUAAAAUAUACACAAAUGGAAAUGCAUCGUCAUAGAUUAUGCUGAGGUUCAAUAAACAAUAAAACACACGA